Molecule: messenger RNA, 1008 nt
Organism: Scophthalmus maximus (turbot)
Lineage: Eukaryota; Metazoa; Chordata; Actinopteri; Pleuronectiformes; Scophthalmidae
Exons: 2
Coding region: 387-914 (175 amino acids)
Source: RefSeq, a predicted model, not a curated record
AAUCCGCUGGGACGUAAUCCACAGUAUCUCACCCACUUUGAUGUCGUGUGAUACCUGAUUCUUUUACUACUGUCAAAUUUACACACCUGGAUUUAUAUAUAUAUAUACAUAUAUAUAUAUAUAUGUAUAUAUAUAUAAGUCAAGGCUUAACUUGUCUAAAUUUAAACCAAACUCCCCGCGGAGUCCAGCUGUGCAGCAAACACGUCGCUUCCUCUUUCAUCGCAAAUCGAGAGAGAGUGAAAACGUCUUUUACCCCACGGACGAAAUAACAAGUGGGCCGCCUCCGUCCUCCGCAGACGAGACGGACACAAGUCGCGAGCGGAGAGCACAGGGCUGUUUCUCUGUUCCUCACAUCUCCAACGACCAGAUAACCUCGGAGCAAAGACAUGCAGGUCCCCUUUUAUCUGGCGUUGCUGCUGUCGCCCGUCCUGACCUCGUCCCUGAAAACCCUGGACUCGGACCAGGAGCUGCAGGACAGCGGGUUCGGUCGGCCGCCGCCUCGCCACGGCCUGAAGCUGCUGGCGUGGUACGUCCAGCGCUGCCUGGACAACAACAUGGCGUCUCUGUGCGACCCCACGCGGGGCGAGUUCGGCUUCCACGUGUUCCUGAACCGAGGGCCCAGUCGCCUGCUCCCGCUGAUACGGGACAAGCGUCAGUACGGGUACCACACCGUCGGGAACCUCCACGCCCGUCACGCCGAGGACCUGCCGUACGAGGUCAAGAGGUAUUACAACCGCAGCGACCCCCAGAGCAACAUGGACAGAGUCCUGGUGCGAUACAACAACAACAACAGACACAUCGAACAGAUCUACGCCUCUGCACAUUAUAAUGCGACAGGGACGUUCAUAAUUGGCCCCGAUCUCGUCGCCUCGCUUCGACGGCCGACGGCCUUCGUCUACGCAGAGAUGUGGUGAAGUUCUGAUGCAAAAAUCUCUCUGUGACAACUUUGAUAUUCUUCACUCCUGAUGGAAUUUCAAACUAAUCUUUAAAAAACAAUCUUCAAUAACA